AUGGCCGCGGACGACUCGUACACGGCAGCUGACGAUCGCGCCCGCCUGGUGCCAUACGCCCGGGCCGCAGCAGACGGCUCGCUCUAUAGCUGGCCCGACGGCGAGCUCGUAACGCCGGACAAGCUGGCGGCGUGGCUCAAAGAGGAUAUCCUGUUACGACGCGUUGUGCCGCCGCAGAAGAAGCCGCGCGCGCGGGGUAAGGUUAGGGCGACGGCAACGGCGAGGCCGUACAGAGGCCGAAAGCCUGGCCGAAGCUUUGAGGUCCCCUUGGCCGAGGCCGCUGAGCUGCUCGCUGACGACCGCGAGGGUUACGUGCCACCCACAGGCCUCGCGACGGCUGCAGUAGACCUUACCGAAGGGUCUUUGCUUACGAGGGGCACUAUCGACGCCUAUAUCGCGGCCGUUAUCGAGCCAUGGAGGCUCCAGGUGGCUCACGGCAACUCGAAUACGGAGAAUCCCGGGGCGCCGCCCAAAACCUCCGUACGCGAGUCGACCUCCUCUUCGGCCACUACUACCUCUUACGGGGAGAACCGCCGCAAGAUGGAGCUUGCAGACCUGUCCCUACUCGACUAUCCGCCUUCGGAAGGGCCGACCCCUGUGGUUGACUGGACUGGUAUCGGAUCAAGGUCCUCGUCGGGCGGGACCGCGAGCAGGAGCUCGUACCCGACGCAGCUACAAGAGACCUGGCGUAUCUUCGGCGCUGCCGGCCUUAUCGCGUCGAAGAAGACGCACCUCCCGCGCAGGGUGGGCGCCCAGGACGCGGAGACCCAUGGCACGUCGCUCGCCCAGAUCUCGCAGGCCGGCCGCUGGAACCAGAGCGUGCUCUGCCAGGCAUAUCUUACGCACCUACCGCGGCAGUUCAUGCGUAUCGUCGCCGGCUUCUCGGCCUCCCGGGGACUACUCGCGCGUGCGGCUCACGAACCCCCUCCGCUACCCGUCGCUACCGUUCUUCGCCUACGCCCCUUUAGCGGGCCCGAGUGGGACGAGUUCGCCGUCGCCGUGCGGUCCACCGCGGUAGGGGCUAUGGAGCCGAAUAGUCAGCGGCUCGCCAUCCGGCUUGAGGCCCGGCUGGACGGGAUUCAGGGCGGCCUCGAUGCCCUCCUCCAAGGCAAGGUCCCUAUCACCUUUACCGGUUACUUCGGAGCCGGGUCAGCAGAGGCGCUGGCGCCGGCGCCGGCGCCGGCGCCGUCAACAGUACCUACCUUGAAUCUCAAUACAGCUCCGGCCCCGGCCCCCGACCCAGAGCCUCUGGUACCAGGCAUGCCUAUCGUCACAGCCCUGGCAAGGGUCUUUACGGUGGGGGACGUCUGGAAGGAGUGGGAGGAAGGAGUGCAGUUCUGUCGCCGGAAGGUGAUCUGGGACGAGCUGUUGGCCCGUAUGGCGUCCGGCAAAUGCAAGGAGGCGGCCGUUGCAGAGCUAGAGCUGUUACGCGCCGGCCGAAGCUUGAACCGACUCGUCGACGAACUCAAACAGCGCCGACGGCGGGGCCAGGAUCGGGGCCAGGCCAGGGCCAGAUACGGGUACAGGUAG
Molecule: messenger RNA, 1530 nt
Organism: Hirsutella rhossiliensis
Lineage: Eukaryota; Fungi; Ascomycota; Sordariomycetes; Hypocreales; Ophiocordycipitaceae
Product: centromere DNA-binding protein complex CBF3 subunit
Exons: 8
Coding region: 1-1530 (509 amino acids)
Molecular function (GO): DNA binding
Source: RefSeq, a predicted model, not a curated record